Molecule: messenger RNA, 1338 nt
Organism: Cherax quadricarinatus
Lineage: Eukaryota; Metazoa; Arthropoda; Malacostraca; Decapoda; Parastacidae
Gene: Prosalpha5
Product: proteasome alpha5 subunit
Biological process (GO): proteasome-mediated ubiquitin-dependent protein catabolic process
Cellular component (GO): nucleus; proteasome core complex, alpha-subunit complex; proteasome core complex
Source: RefSeq, a predicted model, not a curated record
AAUAUGUGUGAAAUAUUGAAAUUAUGCCAUUAUUUUUUUUAUUGGAGCGAGGUAAACACCGGCCAAAACACAAGUCACUCCCGCCGCUGCUCAUCAUUCCUCACUGGAGAAGAUGUUUUUAACACGCAGUGAGUAUGAUCGUGGAGUCAACACAUUUUCUCCUGAGGGUCGUCUAUUUCAGGUUGAAUAUGCUAUUGAGGCAAUAAAGUUGGGUUCUACUGCCAUUGGUAUCCAAACAAGUGAGGGGGUUGUCCUAGCUGUUGAGAAGAGGAUUACAUCACCUCUCAUGAUCCCCAGCACCAUAGAAAAAAUUGUGGAGAUUGACAGUCACAUUGGUUGUGCUGUAUCAGGACUGGUUGCAGAUUCUCGAACAUUAGUUGAUCAUGCACGAGUUGAGUGCGCCAAUCAUUGGUUUGUGUAUAAUGAGAACAUGAAGGUUGAAUCUGUUGCUCAGGCUGUGUCAAACCUUGCUAUUAGGUUUGGUGACUCAGAUGAUGAUGGUCCAGCAAUGAGUCGUCCAUUUGGAGUGGCGAUGCUCUUUGCAGGACUUGACAAAUCUGGCACACAGCUGUACCACAUGGACCCAUCUGGCACUUUCUUGGAAUUUGGUGCCAAAGCUAUUGGUUCAGGGUCUGAAGGAGCACAACAAUCUCUCCAGGAGUCUUAUCACAAGUCCAUGACAUUGCAAGAGGCCCUAAAGAUUGCGUUGACGGUGUUGAAGCAAGUAAUGGAAGAGAAAGUGAGUGGUUCUAAUGUGGAAGUGGCAGCUGUAACUCCAGAGAAGGGUUUCCAUCGCUACCCACAGGAUGAAGUAGAAGCCAUCAUCUCAGGACUUUAAUUGGUUACAUAUUUAUAUAUUUAUAUAUAUUGAUUUUUUGAAUGGUGAUUUAGGACAUUUGAAAUUUUAAAGUUUUGGUAUGAUUCACCCUAAGGAAAUGUUUUGAAAUGACCAGAAACUUUUGUGUUCAAGGGUCUUGUAAAAAGUUAUAGAAAGUACGGUGUCCACUGCCAUGCUCAUGUCCAUUUUUACCUUUGGUACGUUUAGCUUUUGUCACGUUAGAAAAAUCACUGAUUAUCAGUACAACAAAUAGUUUUUCAGUGGUUUAAAAAUGUAUUUAGUUUUGACACUUGUAUGAAACAUUAAGUCCUAACCUACAGAUUCUGCACUAAAAUGCCUUGUUAUUGUUUACUGAUAUCAGAGAGACGGCUUUCAUGAUGAAGAGAGAAGAAAACUGGAAACUGUCUGCUGUGAGCUUUGACAGCUGCUUUUGUCAUAAGGAAUUAACAAAUAUGCAUGUACUACAGUUUUUCUAAAUAAAAAAUAAGGUGAUACAUUGA